Balaenoptera musculus (blue whale) is the source of this 1947-nucleotide messenger RNA. RefSeq names its product BTG anti-proliferation factor 3 (gene BTG3). The transcript is spliced from 4 exons. NCBI's taxonomy places the organism in Eukaryota, Metazoa, Chordata, Mammalia, Artiodactyla, Balaenopteridae. The coding region runs from base 191 to 811 and encodes 206 amino acids. Gene Ontology annotation, cellular component: cytoplasm; nucleus. Gene Ontology annotation, biological process: negative regulation of cell population proliferation; negative regulation of mitotic cell cycle. The record is from RefSeq and is a predicted model, not a curated record.
GCUCGCUCGCGCGCGCCCACCAGCCCGCCCUCUCAGCGCGCGCUCGGCCGCCCGACGACGCGGGAGCCGCACGCGCCAGACGAGGCUCGCCGCGCUCAUUGCCGCCGAGCGCCGGCCCGCUGAGGCGGCGCCCUCGGUUCCCGGCCAGGAGGGAAUCUGUGGCCCCAGAGCGGAGGCGGCGGCGGGAAAGAUGAAGAACGAAAUUGCUGCCGUAGUCUUCUUUUUCACAAGGCUAGUUCGAAAACAUGAUAAGUUGAAAAAAGAAGCAGUCGAGAGGUUUGCUGAGAAAUUGACUCUAAUACUUCAAGAAAAAUAUAAAAAUCACUGGUAUCCAGAAAAACCAUCAAAAGGACAGGCCUACAGGUAUGGAGAGAAAAACAAUGCAUUCAUUGUUGCCAGCUUUGAAAAUGAGGAAGAGAACAAGGAUGAGAUUUCCAAGAAAGUGACCAGGGCCCUUGAUAAGGUUACCUCUGAUUAUCAUUCAGGGUCCUCUUCUUCAGAUGAAGAAACAAGUAAGGAAGUAGAAGUGAAACCCAAUUCAGUGGCUGCGACCCCCAGCCCCGUGUACCAGAUUUCAGAGCUGAUAUUCCCGCCUCUUCCAAUGUGGCACCCUUUACCCAGAAAAAAACCAGGAAUGUACCGAGGGAAUGGUCAUCAAAGUCACUACCCUCCUCCUGUUCCAUUUGGUUAUCCAAAUCAGGGAAGGAAGAAUAAACCAUAUCGCCCAAUUCCAGUAACAUGGGUACCUCCUCCUGGAAUGCAUUGUGACCGGAAUCACUGGAUUAAUCCUCACAUGUUAGCACCUCACUAGCUGCUUUGAUUCUUUUGGUGUCAUGUUGAGAGAAGGUAGAAUAAGCCUGACUGCAUAUUAAAAGUUCAUACUCAAAGUAGUAAAGUUAGAUGGGCUAAACCAUCAAACUUAUUUUUAUAGAGAAGUUAUUGAGAAUAAUCUUUCUUAAAAAAUAUAUAUGCACUUUAGAUAUAUUGAUAUAGUUUGAGAAACUUUAUUAAAGUUAGUCAAGUGCCUGAGUUUUUAAUAUUGGACUUGAGUAUUUAUAUAUUGUGCAUCAACUCUGUUGGAUAUGAGAACACUGUAGGAGUGGACGAUCUGUUCUAGCACCUUUGAGCAUUUACUUUAUGGAGAGUAUGUAAGUUAUUUAUACACAAGGAAAUCUAUUUUAUGUCGUUGUUUAGAAGAAUUGCGUGAAAUCAUGUAGUUGCAAAUAAAAAGUAGUUUGAGGCAUGACAAUGUGUGCUUCUGUUCUGUGCAUAAAAAGGGAGAAAGCAAAGGGGGUAUCUCACUUCCAUGUGUUUAAUUAAAUAUUUAGCAAAGAAAAAAAGCAAUGUAACAAUUUUAACUUUUCUUUAAAAAAUUAACUUUUUAUUAACCAUACCUUUCCCAAAGGCUAUAGUAUCAAAAGAUUCAUAUAAAACAUCUAAAGUUUGUUUGUUAGUAGUAGAUAAUUGAAAAUAUAAAUAUAAUGAAAUAUCUUUCAACCAUUAGAGUCACUAUAUGUAGGAUUUUCCUAACCAAGAAUUUGGCCUGUACAAAUUUUGAUAUGACAUCUGACUUAUACGCCUAGUGCCAUGGCAUAAAGCAGAAAUGUUCUUAUAGCUACGCUAAUCUCUGUGCCUUGUGCUUUUUUUUUCAACAUGUUAAAAGUCUUUAUUAGAUGUCUAAAAUAAAGCCAAAUAGUACAGUACUUCAGAUUCUUCAGUAGUCCAUAUUUAUACCACUGUAAUGCCAUCAGUCUCGUAAGUGUACUUGAACUAAAAGAGAAAAAAGAUAAAAGAAUUUAGGUUUUUUCCCAAAGGUAAAUUUUUAAAAACUAAAAGAUCAUUAUGUUUUCUCAUUACCUACAUCUUUAGAUUUCUAGUCUUAAAUUAUUUGACUUACCAGGAAAAUCACAACUUGCUAAUAAAUCAUUGGAUGUCCUUGGCUGUUCC